AGACGGGGAGGGUGGAGUCCCUUGCUUUCAAACCCAGUCGCUAUAUAAAGUUGACAUCCCCCAGCCCCCCGGGAGACACUUUACCCUAAAGGCGGACUGUCAUUCCGGACACUCGAGCAACAUGCCAGCCAAGCCUGUCAUCAAGAAGGCGCCGCUGAAGAAGGCGCCGGCGAAGAAGGCAGCGCCGGCACCUGCUCCGGAGCCUGCGCCCGAGCCCGCACCUGCCGAGGCUCCUCCGGCCGAAGCCCCUCCCGCGGAAGCCGCGCCCGCAGAAGCCGCUCCAGCCGAGGUUGCUCCCGCGGAAGCCGCGCCCGCAGAAGCCGCUCCAGCCGCCGAGGACGCUCCUGCGGCUGAUGCUGCUCCGCCGGCAGAAAGUGCUCCUCCCGCGGAAGCGGCUCCUGCCGACGCUGCUGCGGCUCCACCCCCUCCUACAGAACCAGCUCCUCCAGAAGCUGAUGCCGCUGCCGCUCCGGCUGCUGAAGAGGUCGCUGCUCCCGCGCCCGCGGAACCAGAGAAACCAGCUGACGUCCCCGAGGCUCCCUCUGCUGAAGCAGCCAGUGCCGCCCCGCCUGCCGUCCCCGCGCCAGAGGCACCGGCUGAAGCCGAGGCCGCCGCUGAACCCGCAGAAAAGCCUGCUGCUCCUGCUGCUGCAGAAGGCGAGACUCCAGCCGAGGCACCAGCUGCUGCUCCUGAAGUACCUGCUCCACCGGCCGCUGCUAAGGGCAAGGCGCCAGCCAAGGCCGUAGCACCCGCUGCGAAGGAACCUGCUGCCGUUGUCGUGCCUGAGGCUCCCGCUGAGGCCGCUGCUGCUCCUGAAGCACCUGCUCCACCGGCCGCUGGUAAGGGCAAGGCACCGGCCAAGGGUAAGGGAAAGGCACCAGCCGCUGCUAAGACCAAGGCACCAGCCAAGGGCAAGGCACCAGCCAAGGCCGUAGCGCCCGCUGCCGAGGAACCUGCUGCCGUUGCCGCACCUGAGGCUCCAGCUGAGGCCGCUGACGCUGCUGCCGCUGCUGCUCCUGCUGCUCCUGCUGCUCAGCCCCCCGCUGAGGACGCCGCUGCCCCUGCCGCCCCGGAAGCCCCAGCUGAUGCUGCAGCUGCUGCCGCACCGCCAGCCGAAGAGCCCAAAGCGCCUACGCCGCCACCUCCGGAACCGGAAGUGCCCACCAGCGAGCCUCUUAAUGUGUCUGUGGAGGAUGUCAACGAUACCUCAGUCACAAUCAAAUGGAGACCCCCGGAGAAAAUUGGCUCUGGCCUUGAUGGAUACGUAGUGGAGUACUGCAAAGACCAAACGACUGACUGGAUUGUUGCAAACGCUGAGCCCACACCAGCCAACCGCUUGGUGAUCAAAGACAUGGCCACCGGGGACCUCCUGCACAUCCGCGUAGUUACAGUCAACCCAGGAGGCCGCAGUGCCCCUGGGGCCCUAGCUGAGCCCGUGAUUGUGCGCGAAGUUGUGGAUCGCCCCAAGAUCCACCUUCCUCGUGUCCUGAAAUCGAGGCUCGUCAAGAAGGUCGGCGAAAAGGUCAACCUUGUCAUCCCCUUUUCUGGCAAACCAAAACCAGUGGUGAGCUGGACCAAGGACGGCCAGGCUCUGGACCCCAAGACCAUGAACAUCCGCAACAGCGACAAGGACAGCAUUCUAUUCAUCCGGCAGGUGGAUAGGAGCCACUCGGGCAUGUACGAGAUGUCCGUGAAGGUCGACAGCUUCGAGGACAAGGCCGCCAUCAUCCUACAGGUUGUCGAACUUCCAGGUCCCCCGACCAGCAUUAAGCUUGUGGACACCUGGGGCUUCAACGUGGCACUGGAGUGGACCCCACCCCAGGACAGUGGCAACACCGAAAUCACGGGGUACACCGUCCAGAAGGCGGACAAGAAAACCGGGGACUGGUUCACGGUGCUGGAGCACUUCCACCGACUCAACGGCACCGUAUCCGACCUCGUCAUGGGCAACACUUACUCCUUCAGAGUCUUCGCCGAGAACAAGGUCGGCCGCGGAGAGGAAGCAGCCGUCACCAAGGAGACGGCGCAGAUCCUGAAACAGGGAAUACACUAUCAGCCUGUCGAUUACAAGGAGCAUGACUUCACUGAAGCCCCCAAGUUCACCACUCCGCUGAGUGACAGAGCAGCCACCGUGGGCUACACCACCAAGCUCCUGUGUGCCGUCAGGGGCUAUCCAAAGCCCAAGGUCGAGUGGAUGAAGAACUCUAUGAUCAUCGGCGAGGACCCCAAGUACAGGAUGAUCAACAGCCAGGGGAUCUGCACCCUGGAGAUCCGCAAGCCCUCCUGCUUCGACGGCGGCGUGUACACCUGCCGGGCGAAGAACUCCAUCGGGGAGGCCGCCGUGGCCUGCAAGCUGGAGGUCAAACAGGUUGUGAACCCAGCAGCCGAAAAGAAGGAGUAGAAGACCCGCACGCCCACAGCUGAGCAAAUCCUGGAUGUCCAGAUGUGUAGUGUUUGAAAGCGAUGGCUGAGAGGAGUCAUGUAUAUAAAAGAAGAUGACCUUGCAAGAUUUGACGUUCCCAUGAAUUUGCUGUAUCCAUCUAGCUACCUAAUUGCCUCCUAACGUUCGGGAGAGCGUUGUAGAUAAAGCGUCUAACUGUGCCAGAAAUGGGUCAGAUGCAGCAGCGGUUUAUGUGGUAGAACUUGUAUUUCUUUUUCUGUGUUUUCCGAUUGUUCUACAUUGCCACUUUGAACAGGUCCACCCUCAGUAAGUGGGUGAGCACGCAGGAGUGUGAUGUGUACUAUCUGUAUGAAAGACACCGUGUCCUUGUCUUGCAAUAAAUAUUGUGGUUUAAAUCCCA
Molecule: messenger RNA, 2801 nt
Organism: Anguilla anguilla (European eel)
Lineage: Eukaryota; Metazoa; Chordata; Actinopteri; Anguilliformes; Anguillidae
Product: myosin-binding protein H-like
Exons: 20
Coding region: 122-2401 (759 amino acids)
Molecular function (GO): protein binding
Source: RefSeq, a predicted model, not a curated record